CAAUGCUAUUUUAGCCAUCUACGCUACGGAACCCACGAUGUCAUAUUGGCUGCAGUGCCUCGUCUUGUCUGACAUAAAACAAGCAUCCGUGUCCCCUCGUUGCAUUUCACGCUCAAGAUGCCCGUCGUACAUCCAGUUGCCGCUACCAUACUCCACCUCCUCCGCACCGCGGCAACGCUUUGCAUGGGAAUCAUUUUCCUGUACCUCGCUCAUCGCGAGCCCGAAAUUAAGUUCUACGCAUUCUAUGCUGGAACAUACGCAAUCGUGAUGGGCGCUCUUGGGCUGCUUGGUUCGGGAAGCGUUUAUCGCAAGGCUCUUGCGAAGAAAAACGAGGCAACGAAACCCCAAUCAAGCACGGAAACUGCGAUCGAAACCACUCAGACGGAGGGCGUUUGGGAAGAUGAGAAGCUUCAAGGAGCUUCGGUAUCUGCAGACUUGUUGGUCUGAUUGAUGUGUCAAACCUUUUGCAGAUAUCCUGCCCGUAGCUCCGAAGUUCUCUUGCUUCGUAAAUCAAUAGUUCUUCAAGGUAUUGAGGUUGU
Suillus paluster is the source of this 539-nucleotide messenger RNA. RefSeq lists its product as uncharacterized. NCBI's taxonomy places the organism in Eukaryota, Fungi, Basidiomycota, Agaricomycetes, Boletales, Suillaceae. The transcript is spliced from 5 exons. The record is from RefSeq and is a predicted model, not a curated record. The coding region runs from base 118 to 447 and encodes 109 amino acids.